Aureobasidium uvarum is the source of this 492-nucleotide messenger RNA. NCBI's taxonomy places the organism in Eukaryota, Fungi, Ascomycota, Dothideomycetes, Dothideales, Saccotheciaceae. The record is from the annotation of a GenBank genome assembly.
AUGACCAAUCAGCCUUCAACCCAAGGUCCUGUUGUUGGUCGAGUACCAAACAUCAAUGACAAUUUACCAUUGGUCAGCACCGAUCUCAGCAUAAUCACAAGCGAUGGCACCGGAAGAUACCCUACGCACAUGACCAGACCAGACCAUCAGCACGUUCUCGACUACCUCACCCAGAUCUUCAAUUUAAGCGACCUAGGCCAGGGCGUGUACAACAUCAGUUUCACAGGCGCUCUUCCUCAAGGUUACGCGGCAUUCAGCUACCGAAGUUCUAGUGGACACGCUCUGAUCGAGAUUUGGGGACAUCCCAGCGGCCGCCCAUUCGCAACCCUUCAGAACUUUUCCAUACAUGCGUUGAGCAUAAUGACUAGCAAUCUUGUUAGUUGCAGAUGCCCACUCUGCAACCUCUAUCGUCCGGCGUCUGCAAGAUCUCCCUGCACAGAUUCCGCAGACACUCCUGAUAUGGCUCCCAAGGACUCUCCCAAUACAGCUUGA